CCCUUACUUACCUUGCAGAUUUCCCGGGACUACGGUGCCGAAGUCCUCGGCUACGUCCUUCGGGCGCACUGACAGGCAUACUUUCAGUACAGCUCCUGUUAGCAGAAGUAUAGCUGCUCACUGAUCAUGGGCAUUGCACUGGUCAGACCAGCAGCCGGCAGGAGGAGGUACACGAUAUAGGUGACGACGCGCAUUAUGCAAAAGCGAAUGGAGGAAUACUCAGCCGUGUGACGAGUUUAUAUGUACGGUGUGAGCGGAGUAUGCCGGCUUCGAUGGCCCCAAAACCAUAUAGCUCUCGUUCACGCCAUCUAUUGCACUAGAUUGAAGCUUAGGUUCAGGUGUACAAUCACACCGAGACCACUUCCAUGUGCGUGCCAAGACGAGCUGUUGGUGCCCUAAGGCUUUAUCGACGAGCUAACUAUGCCCUUACAUGGUAGGCUACUAUUACUAGUCUAUCUUCGCAACUCAUGCUGUGCAAUUUUGCUCAGGAAUGCCGCGUGCUGCACACGCAGCGUCGGAGCAGGCAGCGUUAUGUCCUUGUCGCUGCACUUCGGUGCUGCUAAGUCCGCGGCCGAGUCGACCACUUGGAAGUUGUGGCUGCCUGGUUACGACCAAUGUGCGAGCGAAAGCUAGGUACAAGUCAUCUCACGAUCGUACCAGCGCAAUACACACAUCGUGCUUUGAUUCAUCCGCUUUGUAGCGGACCUCGUGCCCUCCAACCAGACCACCGGGGGAACGCUCCGCUUUCGUAGUCCUCUGGUGCGGGAAUCACGCCCCCUCGCCCACUUCGUCAUGCUCCCGUACCGAAGCAAUUGGACCGCUCCAUUACAACCUUGAAGUGCGCUCUAGAAGCUAACGCUCUGUCUUCCAGAAUGAACGGAGAGGCAUCUCUGGCGUCUCUGGAAGGUGCUGCACUCGCUAAGUUUACGACAGCCAGAAGAAAGCAUGUAAUUGGGGUGAGAAAUGCCUCGCAACGUGAGAAGGCUAAUAUCGCUAGUGGUUAAACAGGGAAUACUGGCUGAGAAGCAACGUCUCGAAGGAGCACCUGAUAUCGUCCCGCUGGACUAACAUUACGUGCUGUGCUCGGUGCUAGUGUGUUAUCACGAGACGCAUGCCUUGCCUUGGAACUCGAUGCAUCCGUCUCGUCUAACGCUCGCAAGCAAGCAAGACACAAUGAAGCUAUGUCCGAUAUCAUUUAUUGGUAUGCUUUUAUCUCGAUGGCAAGGACACGUCCGGUCCGAGGGCGGAACGGUGAAGCCCCGUGGCCAUGUCGGUGAGCGAGCCGUCACUUGU
Messenger RNA from Phanerochaete carnosa HHB-10118-sp, 1293 nucleotides. RefSeq lists its product as uncharacterized. The transcript has a single exon. The record is from RefSeq and is a predicted model, not a curated record. Lineage: Eukaryota; Fungi; Basidiomycota; Agaricomycetes; Polyporales; Phanerochaetaceae. The coding region runs from base 421 to 633 and encodes 70 amino acids.